Molecule: messenger RNA, 4998 nt
Organism: Parnassius apollo (apollo)
Lineage: Eukaryota; Metazoa; Arthropoda; Insecta; Lepidoptera; Papilionidae
Source: the annotation of a GenBank genome assembly
AUGGUGGCAUCCGCGUCUGGAUACGGUACGCUACGCCGUUUUCUAAGCGCGCCCGAGGGUCAAAGCGUGGAGCAGACCGGGCAAGUGGUCACGACAACCUCGGUUGCAGUCUCGUCGAAGCAGCGGGCGUCGAUUAAAUGGCUGCUAUCUAAGGCGUUCAACAACAGGGUCCCGGAGAAUCUUCAAGAGCCCUUCUAUAGGGAUCAUGAGGAUCAAGAACACCUUAAGCCGCCGAUAGUUGGCGGUCUGGCGAACGCGGAAUUGUACUGCUUGGCACUGGCGAACAUGUACUCGGACCCGAACUACCACAGUCUGAGCCACUGGAAUAUCCUGCAGACGCUGGCGCGCAAGGGUGUGCCGGUGCCAGACCCCGCCGACUGCGCGCUCACCGAGACAGUGCUAAUACAAACGAACCCGCUUAAGAUGAGCGCGCAUAUGGCGGUGAUGGAGGCUCUGAUGGUGCUGUACGCGCGAGAAGUAGUAACCGUAGACCGCGUGGCGGCGGCCAUACAGCGCUUCGGCGUUACACUGCAACCGCCGACCGGCGGCCCUACCCAUGAGGAUGGACUCAUCAGCUGGAUCAAUGCGGCGUGCGCAGCGCUCAACACCGCAGAGGAGGACACGUCGUCACCCGUGCCACCCGUGAAGAGCCUGCAGGACGUUUGCGACGGCACAGCGCUGGCGGCGCUCGUGUCAUUCUACUGCCCGGAGGUGCUGCCCCGGAGUGCCGUGCGCGUGGGCCGCAUGGCCUCCAUACACGACUGCCUGCACAACUUAAUGCUUGUGCGAGACUUCUGCCGCGAGCGCCUGCCGCACGACAUCUUCCACAUGAUGCCCGAGGACGUCGCCUACAUGCGAGGCUCCAUGCGUCAGAACUUAGUAGCAAUGCUCGCUGAUCUUUUCAAUAUGCUAGAAGUUCAUCCUGUGAAGUCUGUCAAGUAUCCCGGCAUUGUGUCGCGGUCGCCUAUGAGCGCGGGGGUGCGCGGGCGCGCGGCUGGUCGGUCGGCGUGUUCGACGCCGGAGCGACGCAGUGCCAGCCCACAGCGCGACGAGUUCGUGGUGCACCGCGGCCGGGCCAUCACCACGCUCUCCGCGCUCGUGCGCCGCGACGAGGAAAACGCGCUGUGCCAGGGGGCGGGCGCGGGGCCGGGGGCAGGGGCGGGCGUGGCGGCCGGGCGGCCGUCACAGCGCGGCGCGCGCGAGUCGUUCGCGGGCCGGCGCUCGCGGCGCUCGUCCAUUUCGGACGACAGCCAGCUCACGGUGGAGAACUUCGGCGGAUCGCAGGACCGGCUGCACUUCGCCGGCCGCAACCCGGAGAAGGAGCUCGCCACCGUCGCUGCCAUGCCGCACCAGCGGAAGAUAUCCGCGCCUGCCGGUCCUGUGGAUUAUAAUCCACCUUUACGCUCGUCAAGACAAGACAUCCGCGGUUCCAUUCAGUUCUUGCACGAGGACUAUCAGAACGGCGGUCAAGAAGAGCGUUCCAAAAUGGAGCGACAAAACUCGCAGCCGCAAAGCACGGAGCAACAUUACUACCCGAUAAAACGACAGCUGAGCAGCGAUACGAUCACACUUAACCAAAGUUACGGGUUAAGUUAUAAGGGAGGAGGGGAUGGAUUCUUCCUCAACGACAAGGACUCCACCGACGGCGAUGGUACGAAACUGAGCUUCGCAGACCUUAAAAACAUCAGAAGCAAUGGUGACCAGCAAGGUCAUUUUAACCAAACAGAAAGCGAAAAGACAGAUAGGCGAAAAACGACGACCUUCUCGACGCCGCCACCCAACACCACCACCUGGCAGCAGCAGUUCAUGCAGCAAGAACAUCAGCCAAAUGGCGAUGAGAUGUCGGAGGAGACGGAGCCGGGCGGGCAGGGCGGCCACGGCAUGGCGGCGCAGCUCAACAACAUCCGGCUCAAGCUGGAGGAGAAGCGGCGCCGCAUCGAGCUCGACAAGCGCCGCCUAGAGCUCGCCGCCAACCGCCAGCGCCAGCAGCUCGGCCAGCAGGCCUUCCUGCAGGCCGUCACCCGGGGCAAGGGAGCGCGCACGCCCGCUGACGACGACGCCAAGGACGACCAGCCGCACGCACAGGAGAUGGUGGUUGAACCGCCCGGUCAAACUGCGGAGAAUGUGGCCUUGGAACAGUAUCAACAAUCUAUUGCCAAAAUGAACUCUAGCCUGCAGGAUAUACAGAGCGACAUCGCGCGUCUCGCCAGCCAACAGAGCCAGUUGCAGCAGCAGCAACAGCAACAACAUCAGCAACAGCAACAACAGCAGUUGCAACAGCAGCAACAGCUACAGCAACAGCAGCAGCAACAGUUGCAACAGCAACACCAGCAGUUACAACAACAGCUGCAGCUGCAACAGCAACAAGCACAGCAGCUAUUCCAGCAGACGCAGGCGCCUGCUCAAGCACCCUACCAACAGCAGUUUCAACAAAACAUUCCACAAUUGCACAGCCAGUUCAGCUCGCAGCACAACGUGUCGCGGGCGGGGCUCGCGCCGGGCUUUGGGUCGACGCCGCACAUCCCGCGCGAGUACUUCGCGUACGAGCAGCAGCAAUCGCCGGCACCGACGCCGCAGUACCAGUACCGCGACGUCGACGAGUCCGCGGCGCGCCAGUUCUACCUGCACGAGCGGGCUGAGCGGGCUGAGCGGGCCGAGCGCGCGCAGCUGGAGCAGCUCGAGAGCCCCGCGCCGGCGCCGCGCCGCACCUGGGCGCAGCACGCGCAGCUGCACCACGAGCACGCCGAGCUGCGCGCCUGGCAGCUCCAACAACAGAAUCAUCAACCAUAUCAGCCACCCCACGAACUGCCACAGAGAACAUGGAAAUCACCUUCACCCCAACCGCCACCGGAGCGGAAUUGGAACCCACAGGGUUUCAUUCUGCACGAUAGAACGAAUCAACCCUUCCAAGUGCAUUACAACAACGACCGGUAUCAAAAUGGUACCGAGAACAUUCGAGAAACACAAAACCAUUUAAGCUAUACUGUGAUAAAUCCUAGCCAAUACGUAUCCCAAUCGCCCCCACCUGCGGCCAGUCCGCAGCGGCGCUCGAAAACCCCGCAACGACAGGGAUCGCUGCCGGAAGUAUCGAGGAAGCCGGAACCCGUCAGCUUGCAGCAGUUGCAGUCGCCCGUGCCCGUUCCCCCGCCGGACGACAUGGAGCCGCAGAACAUAUCGUUCAUCGGCAACGCCGAAGACGACGCCUUACGCCAGGGGAUAAGCAGACUGAACAUAUCAUCAGGCACGCGCACCUACCGCAUACCGUCGCCGACUAGACCUUCUCUGAAUAGAAACUCGUUCCAGCACCUCGAGCAAGAGGAACCGAGCGAAAAAAACGAAAAGGGCUUCUACAUAUCGUUCGACAACGAACAGCCGAAGCGACCGAAGCCGCCGUUGAGGGCGAAACGCGGCUCUCCGCGGAAGGAGCGCUCGGCUUCAGAGCAACACAGUCCCGAGCGAAGUCCCGAGCGUAGCCCUGAGCCACGUGACGACUUCCCGGUGCAUAGGAAUGCGCCCGCCGACCUGAACGCACGAUCUAAUGACGUUUCUUCGGAUCAAAGAGAAACGCCACCUAGAGAGCGAACCCAGCGCGCCAACAACGCCGAGCCAGCGGCUUUGAUCAUCGGCGAGCUGAACCCUGACCCGAAUUCGGCGGAGGAGAUGGAGCGAAAGAAGGAGCGCAUCAUGCUGCUGUCGCUGCAGCGGCGGCAGCGCGCGGACGAGGCACGAGCGCGCGCGGACGCGGCGGCGGCGGCGCGGCGCGCGCGCGAAGACGCCGCGCUCGAGCACAAGCUGGCGCGCAAGCAGGAGCAGGCGCGUCGCCGCGAGGCCAUACUGCAGCAGUACAAGCUCAAGAAGGCCAUCGAGGAGGCCGAGCGUGAGGGCAAGGUGCUGGAUAAAAACGAGUUCUUGGAGACGCUGAAGGCGGGCGGGCACUCGCCGAGCGCGGGCGGGGGUGGCGGGGGCGGUGGAGGCGGCGGGGGCGGGGGAGUAGCGGCUCGGCUUCGCGGCAAGGCGGCGCGCGCGCGGCCUAAGACCAUUCACGUGGACUCGGGCGCGCUGCACGCCGCCGAGGGCAUGCUGGCUAAGCAGCCGUCCGCCACCAACCUCUCCGCGGGCGCGAUGCGGCGCGACUACUACCGCGGCUCGCAGGACAGCCUGGCCGAGCGCGCCGGCCUCUACCGCGAGUCUCCUAUCGAAGACCGCGGCGGUAUAUCACCGAGCAGUGCGUCGAGCGGGCCACUCGCAAGACGCGGCUCGUGCAAAACGUCGCGUGAGCGUGUGAAUGAUGAAGCUCAGUCGUCACGUGGAAGGUCUAAAUAUACCACUUACCAGAAUAACUUUAAGGCUGGGAGGAAAUCUAGCUCUCUUAUGAACUUGUGCGACUCGGGGCUGGGGCGCGCGACGCCGCCGCGGCGCGCCGCGUCGCCGGGCGUGCGUGCGGGCGGCGCGUCGGGCCCCGGCUCGCUACCCAGCGCCGGCGCGCACACGGCUGUGGGCCGCCGCCGCGCGCCGCUGGACGACGCCUCCGACGUCUCAUCCACGCACUCCUCCAUCAUGGACUACUCGGGCCCGAAGCUGUACAAGCAGCCGACGACGAAGUCGAACCGCGGCAUCAUGCUGAACGCGGUGGAGUACUGCGUGUUCCCGGGCGCGGUGAACGCCGAGGCCAAGCGGCGCGUGCUGGAGGAGAUCGCGCGCUCGGAGAGCAAGCACUUCCUCGUGCUGUUCCGCGACGCCGGCUGCCAGUUCCGCGCGCUCUACUCCUACUGCCCUGACACCGACCAGGUCACCAAGCUCUACGGCACCGGCCCCAAGCACGUCAACGACAGGAUGUUCGAUAAGUUCUUUAAAUAUAAUUCGGGUAGCAAGUGCUUCUCACAAAUCCACACGAAGCACCUCACGGUCACAAUCGACGCCUUCACGAUACACAAUUCGCUGUGGCAAGGCAAGAAGGUGCAACUCCCCAGCAAGAAGGACAUGGCGCUCGUGAUAUAA